AUGGGGCAGUGUGGCCUCCUGGGAGAAGAGACCGGGUCUUGUCGCCGCUCUUCCUGCCCACUUCUUAGGCCUCAUUCAACUCCAGCCACUCUUAUGUGGCUAGACGAAAAUUACGAAGUGGCCGAAGGCGUCUGCAUUCCCAGGAACACCCUGUACUUGCACUACGUGGACUUCUGUGCCAAGAACUCCAUGCAACCAGUCAAUGCGGCAAGCUUUGGGAAGAUCAUUCGUCAGCAGUUUCCUCAAUUAACUACUCGACGCCUUGGAACAAGGGGACAGUCUAGGUACCAUUACUAUGGGAUCGCCAUUCGAGAUACCUCGAUUUACUUUGAGAUGUCUUAUUCCAAGACGACGGGAUGCGGUGACAUCGAAAUUAAGCGGGAAUUGCCGAAGCAGGUGUCAGUAUCGAAUGUACCAAGGUUGCGGGCAGCGCUUCCGGACUUCCCGCAAGUCCGAGAUCUGGUUCUACCAGAGUCCGUCGACUCUGACACGAUCAGUACCUUCCUUACAAUGUACAGGACACACUGCCAGCGAGUGCUCGACACUGUACUCCGCGCAAACUUUGACGAGGUUCAGCAGUAUCUGGAACACUUCUGGAGGGGAAUCCCCGCUCAUCUAAGCCCGGUGUUGGGUUGCAACGCUUUGGUUAACCUGAUGGGUGUUUGUGACUCGGUGCUCUACCGGGCGCUGGCGUCUGCUCUCCUGCCAUCUCCGUUACAACCGCUUCCUGACAGCGUUCUCAAGGUGAUCAGCACGUUCUCCGAAGAGCUGGAAAAAUGGCUGCGGUCAGCCACCGCCGGAUUUCCUGAUAACCUUAGAGCUGUCAAAUUCGAAAUGGGUCGAAGAUUUGCCCAGAACCUCCGUCGCCAGAUGUCGCUAAGCCACCUGUCUCAAGCGUGGCGCACAGUAGCGAGUAGCGGUAACACAGCUGGCCAAAUGCUGCGCGACUGGAGACAGUUGGACCUGGGCGCCCUCUGCCAGGAGACCAUCUUUGGCAGCCAAGAAUCACCGCAGCGAGGCCCCUCCGUCGGAUUCAUUUAUAGAUUGGCCAAAGAGUUCGAAAGCUACCUGGAAGACGAGACGCCAAUAGAGGGCUACAUGGAGUGGAUGGAGGCCCUUGUUAACAAGACUGUCGCCAUACCUUGCAUGGAGAAAUCGCUGCCGGCUCGACGCCUUGCUCGUCAGUUCCUGCUCACGUGGUCGGCUUUUGGAUCGAGAGUAAUUCGGGACAUGACAGUGCACGGUGCUGCGACAUUCGGUUCCUUCUAUUUGCUACGCCUGCUGUUUGACGACUACGUGCUGUGCCUGCUCGAAGGAGUCCUUACCGAUGAACUGGUCCGGCAGUUUCUCAGCAAUGCCGCCGCAGACGCCCCUCUAGUAUCCUUUCCGGACCUAUCCCUGCCUUCGUCUCCUACUGCCAGUAUACCCGCACCAGGAACUCCGGUCCAGGACGCGUACAGUCGAAGUCCACCUGCUCAAGAAGUGCCAAUUGGGCCACACAGGGACGCCAGUGAAUUCUGCGAAGUUCCUACUGCCAUGAUGACUUCUGUAGCGCCUUGGCCUCACAGCGAAUACUGCCAAAGUGUAAGCCAACAGUGCAGCGCUUAUGACACCCGCAGGUCAUGGGGGAAUCAAGCGAGACCUGAUUCUAGGGUAUACGACUUUGAAAGCGAUCAGUACUCCCUGUGCCCUACUGAAACUGCCGCUGCAGAGCACGCUGCGAGAGACUACAGGCCAUCACCUGAAGACGGGUACGAGCAACCAUUUACGGAAACCACAGUUAUGACGACUUCUUUGUUUGGCACGUCACCUCCACCGGGACCCGCUGUCCAUAGGGCGUGGCCCCAACCGACCCCGGACCGCACGUUCCGAACGUCUGCUGCCUACUCCCAGGUGCAUCUCUGAUCCGACACCCACGAGUAGGGGCGUCCAUGUGCUUGCUUCUCCAUUUAAGAACUGUAAAAGCGUGCACGAUUGCGUAGCAACGCACGUCCAGACGUCUACAAAUGGUUUGGCAAACAUCAGAGCAU
Messenger RNA from Ornithodoros turicata, 2030 nucleotides. Its product is annotated as transcription factor RFX4-like. Gene Ontology annotation, molecular function: DNA-binding transcription factor activity, RNA polymerase II-specific; RNA polymerase II cis-regulatory region sequence-specific DNA binding. The coding region runs from base 1 to 1905 and encodes 634 amino acids. Gene Ontology annotation, biological process: regulation of transcription by RNA polymerase II. The record is from RefSeq and is a predicted model, not a curated record. The transcript is spliced from 19 exons. Lineage: Eukaryota; Metazoa; Arthropoda; Arachnida; Ixodida; Argasidae.